Molecule: messenger RNA, 1197 nt
Organism: Sparassis crispa
Lineage: Eukaryota; Fungi; Basidiomycota; Agaricomycetes; Polyporales; Sparassidaceae
Exons: 10
Coding region: 1-1197 (398 amino acids)
Biological process (GO): transmembrane transport
Cellular component (GO): membrane
Molecular function (GO): transmembrane transporter activity
Source: RefSeq, a predicted model, not a curated record
AUGAUGUCGACCACCCUGGACGCUAUCAUUGAUCCCGCUCAUCAUGAUCUUUCGCCGGUAGACAGCAAGCGGGAUUACAUCGACGAGACGCUCGAGGUUCCUAUCCAUGUCGACCUAGUGUCGGUCCCUCCGGUGCGCCCCCCACUCGACUACUCGUCGGUCAGUGCGUUCUCCGCCAGCCUCUGGCGUCGUUUCGCCAGUCUGUGGACGAAGCGCUUCAUCCUGUCGCUGCUAGCGGGCCAGCUUGUCUCCCUCUGUAUUACCUGUACGAAUGUCACGACAACAGAGCUUGUCCAGCGCAACUGGGCGCUUCCGACCACUCAGACUUUUUUCCUCUAUUUUUCAAUUUUCAUCGUAUACACGCCUUACACGAUAUAUCAAUACGGAUUUAAAGGAUGGCUGAAAAUGAUCUUCAGAGAUGGCUGGAAAUAUGUCAUCCUUGCUGCCUGCGACGUAGAAGGAAACUUUUUGGCUGUCAAGGCUUACGAUUACACGACCCUCCUUUCCUGCAUGCUUCUGGACGCAUGGGCAAUCCCCGCAUGCCUGUUCUUCUCUUGGGUUUAUAUGCGUCCGAAGUAUCACUGGUCGCAGCUCUUCGGCGUAGUCAUCUGUGUCGGAGGCUUGGGCAUGCUUGUAGCUUCCGACGAGCUCACCGACAAAGACUGGCCGGCGCAAAAUCGUGGCAAGGGCGACGCCUUCAUGAUCGUCGCUGCCACGCUCUAUGGCUUCACGAAUGCUACGGAGGAGUUUUUUGUGCGCCGCUCGCCGCUGUACGAGGUCAUCGGGCAGCUCGGUAUGUGGGGCAUGAUCAUCAAUGGCAUCCAGGCUGCGGGGCUUGAGCACAAGCAGAUGACGACCUCGACGUGGAGCGGAGAGAACAUCGGGAUCCUGAUCGCAUACACUGCGUCAAUGUUCAUUCUGUACACCGUCGCGCCGAUCUUGUACCGUAUGGCCUCGUCCACGUACUACAACCUCAGCUUGCUGUCGAGCGACUUCUACGGGCUGCUCUUCGGGCUGUUCCUCUUCCAUUACAGGGUGUACUGGCUGUACUUCCCCGCAUUCGCGGUGGUCAUCCUCGGGCUGGUCAUCUACUUCUGGUCUGCCCCACCCGAGGCACAAGGCAAAAUCGACCCCCGCGCGCCGGCGUAUGUAUCCAGGAGGGAAAACGCACUGGACAUUGUCGCUGGACAGGUGUAA